Tripterygium wilfordii is the source of this 6016-nucleotide messenger RNA. RefSeq lists its product as uncharacterized. Bases 518 to 5545 code for a protein of 1675 amino acids. Lineage: Eukaryota; Viridiplantae; Streptophyta; Magnoliopsida; Celastrales; Celastraceae. The transcript has 8 exons. The record is from RefSeq and is a predicted model, not a curated record.
UCAAUCUCUCUUACUAUUAUUUUUUCAUGAGAUUCAACAGAAUUUAUCGAUUCAUGUAAAAGAUCUGUAAAAUUCCUGCUGUGUAUGUUAAUGGUGUUUGAUUCCAAUACGACAUUUUCAAUGCUUCCAGUGUGUUCUGUGUUCACUUUGUAAAUACAUUCUCUGCCAUUUGUCUUCGCUUGCCAUCAACAUGUUAUUACUGUGUAAAUUUCAAUUAAAAAAAUUAGUCAAAAAAUCAAAACCCUAACAAAACUCUCUCUCUCUGUCUCUGGUUUCCCGCACCAGUUUCUUCUGAAUUACACGUUUCUUGAGUGACAUUGCAGGCUCGAGGCUUUCAUUUCCCGCGAUGGGUGGCAAUUCUUUCGUAUACCAUUUCCAUGGAUCAAUAUCAUGAGUGAUUAGAAAGUGUUUGAAUUCUUGCUUCUUGGGUAUGAUCAGGGUUUAGGGUUGGCGAUCAGGUUUGAUUUUCUUGUUAAUUUGUUAUUUUGAGAGGGUAUUCGUGUUCUGGUGAGUUGUUAUGGAUAGCGACGCAGAAGCAUUGGAUGAUCAAGGCUCAGGAUGGCUUGAAGUGAAGAAGAAGCACAGAAGCAGCUCAAAGUUCUCGGUGCAGAAUUGGGUCGGGGGAAUUUCUGGGAGGAGUUCUUCUACUUCUCAAUGUAGCCAGCCCUUCAUAAAUGAAAAAGGUGGAUCCUUGCCGGACAAACGUAGAUCGCAGUGUCCCAAAGGAGGGCGGAUAUUUUCUGCACAUGAAUCAGGUCGUGUUACAAAUUCUGAUCCAGUAUCAAAUGACAGUGGAAAAGGAUUCUGUAGCCCUGAUAAAGCUGUGGUUGAACAAGAUAUUAAGUCUCCAAGUCAACCUCAGUCUCAUGUUAUGAUUCCUAAUGGUAAAGAUAGUGGUGCUCAGGAGAUACCACAAAAAAAUAUGCCUCAUCUGGUUCACAAAAUCAAGUGGGGAGAUCUAGAGGAUGAUAUGUUGGAAAUGUACAAGGAUAAUAAAAGAGCCGAUAUAAAAUUUGGUGAUAAUAAUUUGGCGGUCAGUAUGAAGGAUGAGAUUACAGGCAAUGUACAUGUUUCCUCUUCUAAUAAUCUGGAAGAAAAAGGGUUGGCAGGGACAUCAUUAGACAUAAAUGGUUGCUUGAGCGAGUUGGCUAGCAAAAAUGAAAUAGUUGAAAAUAAUUGUAAAGAGGUUAAUGAAGUAUCUUCAGAACAUUUGGAUGUAUCGUUGGCUCAUGAGAAAAUGAUUAAUGUGGAUACUAAUAUUUCAAAUUGCAAGCAUCUACAUAGUGAAAAUAUAGAAUCUACAAAAUCUGGAGAAAAUGCUGGGUUAAUGAAACUUCAGGUGCCUUUUGUUGUAUCUGAGGUGGGAAAAACUCAAUCUCUUGAGGGUCCAUAUGCAAUUGGGGAUUCAAGCACAGCAAUGACAGUUGAACAUGGCGAGACCCUUUGGGAAAAGGGUGAACCUGUAACUCCAAAUGAGGCAGCUUCUGUUGGAAACAGUGGUGUUCAACAUGCUGCUGUAGCACAUAAUGAUGAAUCAGAAACCCAGAUUACUAAUCCUAUUGGAGAGGUUGACACAAGUGAAAGCAAAGAGAGGUUCAGGCAACGGCUUUGGUGCUUCCUAUUUGAGAAUCUUAAUAGAGCUGUUGAUGAACUUUAUCUUCUUUGUGAACUAGAAUGUGACGUAGAGCAAAUGAAAGAGGCCAUUAUUGUCCUUGACGAGGCAGCCUCUGACUUCAAAGAACUAAUUACUCGAGUGAAGGAAUUUGAGAAAGUGAAAAGGACUGUAUCUCAAUCAAUUGAUGAGCUGCCAAUCACUUUGAAGGCUGACCAUCGAAGGCCACAUUCGCUCUCAUGGGAGGUUCGUAGAAUGACGACUUCACCUCACAAGGCGGAGAUAUUAUCUUCUUCUUUGGAGGCUUUUAAGAAAAUUCAGCAAGAAAGAGCUAGUUUGAAGAUUACUAAUGAUGCAAAAGCUCUGGUGCUGGCGUGCUCUAGUGGCCAUCAGAUUUCUGCUGAUCAUCUAAAAUCAACUGACACCAUGGAUGUUAUACCCAAUGUUACUUUCUUAAGAACAGAGUCACAUAAACAGAGUGGAAGUAUACAUCUCACUCAAGGGAAUCUGACUGGAGAGAGGCCAAAUACUAAAUCAGGCAAGUUAAGUUGUGAUCAGCAGAGCUCAGCUUUCUCUAAUGUUAACUUAUCCAAGUCCCCACUUAAGGAUGAUUCUGCUACGUAUGGGGUUGGCAAGAGUAAGAGAGAACAUGUUAGUUCUGUUAUUGCAGAAAAAGAGAAGCUUAUUACUAAGAAAGAUAAAAUACAUACAGAAAAGACUACUGAGAAAAUUCUUAAAUCCACAGAUCACUUGAGGAGACAAAUUCCUUUUCCUGAGAAAGAUAAGGGAAGGAUAAAUUCUACAUUAUGGAAAUCAUUGGACGCUUGGAAGGAGAAAAGGAACUGGGAGGACAUCCUUUCAUCGCCUUUCCGCGUCUCCUCCCGCCUAUCUCAUUCGCCAGGCAUGGGCAGAAAAAGUUCUGAGCGUGCACGUACUUUGCGUGAUAAACUAAUGUCACCUGAGAAAAAGAAAAAAACUGCUUUGGAUUUGAAGAAAGAAGCUGAAGAAAGGCAUGCACGGGCAUUGAAGAUAAGAAGUGAGUUGGAAAAUGAAAGAGUUCAGAAACUUCAACGUACCUCUGAAAAAUUAAAUCGCGUCAACGAGUGGCAGGCUGUCCGAAGUAUGAAGUUACGAGAAGGAAUGUAUGCUCGCCACCAGCGUAGUGAAUCACGGCACGAAGCUUAUUUGGCUCAAGUUGUAAGGAGAGCUGGUGAUGAGAGCAGUAAAGUUAAUGAGGUUCGUUUCAUUACUUCCUUGAAUGAAGAAAACAAGAAACUGAUGUUGCGCCAGAAACUUCAUGAUUCAAAAUUGCGGAGAGCUGAAAAACUUCAAGUGAUGAAAACUAAACAGAAAGAAGAUAUGGCUAGAGAGGAAGCUGUUUCUGAACGCAGAAAACUAAUUGAAGCUGAAAAGCUGCAACGGAUUGCUGACAUGCAGCGGAAAAAGGAAGAGGCUCAGGUUAGAAGAGAAGAAGAACGCAAAGCUUCGAGUGCAGCACGUGAGGCAAAGACCAUUGAGCAACUUCGGAGGAAGGAGGAAAGAGCCAGAGCCCAACAGGAGGAGGCUGAACUUCUGGCACAGAAGUUAGCUGAGAGACUUAGUGAAAGUGAGCAGCGUCGCAAGUUUUACCUUGAGCAAAUUCGGGAGAGAGCUUCAAUGGAUUUUCGGGAUCAAUCUUCACCUUUAGUGCGCCGGUUCUUGAAUAAGGAGGGUCAGGGACGAUUGACACCAACUAACAAUGGGGAGGAGUAUCAAGCAAAUGGUAUCACAGGAGCAGGGGAAUCUUCUCUUGCCACAGGCAGUGCCACAUUGCAACAUUCACUGAAGCGAAGAAUUAAAAGAAUUCGGCAACGACUUAUGGCUCUAAAAUAUGAAUAUCCUGAGAUUGGUGUGGAAAAUACUGGUAUUGGAUAUAGAACAGCACUUGGUGCUGCAAGAGCAAAAAUUGGGAAGUGGCUUCAGGAACUUCAAAGACUUAGGCAAGCACGUAAAGAAGGUGCUGCAAGCAUAGGACUAAUAAUUGCUGAAAUGAUUAAGUUCUUGGAAGGAAAGGACCCAGAACUCCAGGCUUCUCGACAAGCUGGUCUGAUUGAUUUUAUUGCUUCAGCCCUGCCUGCAUCUCAUACAUCUAAACCUGGAGGUUGGCAGGUGACAAUACACCUUUUAAAACUUCUAAGGGUAGUUCUGUCUUCACCUGCAAACAGAAGUUAUUUUCUCGCUCAGAAUCUUUUACCCCCCAUCAUUCCUAUGCUGUCAGCAGCCCUUGAGAAUUAUAUUAAGAUCGCUGCAUCUCUGAAUGUCCCUGGGAGCACCAGCUUGCCCUUGGGCAAGACAUCAAUUGAAAAUUUUGAAUCAAUCUCUGAAGUACUGGAUGGUUUUUUAUGGACUGUCACAACGAUUAUUGGUCAUGUACGCUCUGAUCAACGACAACUUGUAAUGAGGGAAAAUUUGGUGGAGCUGGUGAUUGCAUACCAAGUUAUUCAUCGAUUGCGUGACCUUUUUGCUCUCUAUGAUAGGCCUCAGGUGGAAGGAUCGCCAUUCCCUUCUUCUAUUCUCUUAGGUAUAUACUUGCUAGUGGUUUUGACUUCAAGAUGUGGAGGCAAUAGUCCUAUUGACUGGGAAUCUUCUCCCAUGAAGCAAUUGCUACAAAAUCAAAGCUCAGAUGCUAAAUUAGCAGAAUUUGCUGAUACUCGAGAUUGUGGAACUCAACACUCUGUAAAAAAUGAUGGCAUGGUUAUAUGCGCCCCAGAUUCAUCGGAUGGUAAAGCAUAUUAUAAAUCAUUGGAUAUGAGUGAAACUAAUGAAGUUGUAGCUGUUGGCAACAGUGGUGAGAGGAAUUCCACUAAAAGUUCAAUUGAGUUGAAUAACACUGUGGACAGGAGCAAUCUUCCAGAUGAAUCACAGAACAGACUGGUUGAAGAGAAUGGCAAGCAUGCAGUACAUAUUGAAUCAAAGCAAACAAAUGAUCCUCCAAUGACCUUGAAGCAACCAGCAGCAUUUCUUCUUUCAGCUGUAUCUGAAACUGGUCUAGUCAGUCUUCUUUCUCUGUUGACCGCGGUUCUCCUGCAGGCAAAUAAUAAAUCUUCUGAGCAGGCCUCAUGUAUCCUUCCGUCCAAUUUUGAAGAGGUGGCAACGGGAGUUCUGAAGGUUUUGAACAAUUUGGCCCUGUGGGAUAUUACAUUUAUUCAGAGAACGCUAGCUAGGCCAGACUUGAAAAUGGAGUUUUUUCACUUGAUGAGUUUCCUUCUUUCUCACUGCACCAGCAAAUGGAAAGUGGCUACGGAUCAGGUUGGUUUCCUUAUGCUUGAAUCUCUAUUGCUUCUUGGACACUUUGCUUUGUUCCAUCCUGAAAAUCAAGCUGUGCUUCGUUGGGGAAAGAGUCCAACCAUACUUCACAAGGUAUGUGAUCUACCCUUUGUGUUCUUCAGUGAUCCUGACUUAAUGCCAGUCCUGGCUGGCACUCUAGUUGCUGCCUGUUAUAGAUGUGAGCAGAACAAAGGCGUAGUUCAACAAGAACUCAAUGUCGAUAUGCUACUAUCCUUGCUGAAAUCUUGCAGAAAUGUUUUGCCAGAAGGUCGAUCAAACCCAACUCCAGAAAACUUACCGGCAGACGAUUCUGGUGAAUUUCAUCAGUAUGGUUCUGAAUCUCGAAAAUCUCAAGGGGACACCCCUUUAAGGUGCAGCCGUCACAAUGCCAGAGGCACAAGGGUUUCUCUUGGGAAAGGCACUCCUCUAGGAAACACGCUUAAAACUGGUAAAAUAAGAAGCCAAAGAGAGAGUAAAGCAGCAAAGACUUGUGAUGAAAUGACUCUCAACAGUCUAGUGGCUUCAGAAACUUCUACAAUGUUGCACUUCAGGUUCCCUUGUAGCUUCAUUGAUACAGCAGAGCAGUUCUUUUCAUUUGAAAUCUCUGAUUCGGGCAAGGUGAUAUGAGUUGAGUACCGAAUGAAUUGCACAUCUGCAUUGGUGUGCACCUAGCUUAUUGGAUUUUUUUUUGAAGGGGUACAUUCUGAUCCUUGUUCUCCACAGCAAGUUUUUGAUUCUAGCAGGAGUCGAAGGAUUUGACAGUGGCAGAAAUUGUUUGGGAACUGGCAGCUUCUGGCUCGUUGUCAGUGAUUGAUCAAGCGCGGAUUGACUGCAAACCAUUUGGGUCCCUAGCGGCCCUGCCUUUCAACUAUCAACAGAGGUCAAAUUAAUUCACCUGAGCAAAAUUGAAGGGUAAACUUCAGUAAUCUGAUGUUGGUUGAUUCUCAUGUUCGAAAACCAGAUACUGUCUAUAGGUAAGAAUCUGACCAUAAUCAUGAUGCUUACUGUUUGCUACAUUCCCCUUUUAGAUUAUUUCUCACAAUAAUGGAUACAUUAAUGAAGUUAGAUGGAUCAACUUUGUUGUUCCCAAUUCAUGAA